AUGGUGCGGCAUUAUUCCUCAUCUACGGUGACUGCCAAUGAACAUAAUAAUAAUGAACAUAAUAAUAAUAAUAAUAAUCAUGAUGAUGAUGAUCCUAAGGACGACAGCAACAACAACAAUGCAAUCACGACCCCCACACGCCGCUUGCUGAUUGUGGGAUAUGGACGGGUGGGUCAACAAGUGGCGGCUCAUGCAGCAGCAGCAGCAACAUCAUCAUUGGCAUCCGAUGAUACUAAUACCAUACCAUGGUCGUUUGACCAGAUUGUGGGUACCACUCGGAACAACAAUAAUGAUGAUGAUGAUGAUAAUGAUAGUACAAGCGCAACUACCGUCUACGAAGAUGAUGAUGACGACUGUAACAUUUCUUCUUGCACUGUGACGACGAUUCCAAUCUCUGACCUGUUGAAUCCACCAGGUACAAGUACUACUACCAGGGUACUAUUGCAAGACGACUAUUAUUCCCAUGUCUUGAUUGCCAUGCCUCCCGUAGAGGAAAUUUAUCAAGCGAUUUUGGAUUCCUUUUUCUUGUGCAAUAAUAUAACAAAUUAUGACGACGGCGCGGACAGCAAUCAUGAUAAGAAUAAUACAACAACAACAAAAAAUAAUAAUAAUGAUACUAAAUGGCUGGGCAUGGUGUCCACGACGGGUGUUUAUGGCAAUCACCAUGGAGAAUGGGUGACGGAAGAAUCGGAAUUGAGGUGUAACAGUGCGGCUGGCGGGUCUACUGCUAAGAAGAAUUAUGUCCAAUGGGAACAAGCCUUUCAAAAGAAGGCAACUCUUGGCAAACAACAACAACAACAUCGAGUGCGAGUGCGAGUCUUUCGAUGUGCGGGUAUUUACGAUUCCACAAAGUCGGCUCUGCACACCUUGUGGAAGAAACAGCAGAAACUGCCACGAGAUAAUGAAGCAGCAACAACAGCAUUUCAACUGCUACAGGACAACCAACCAUCAACCCAAAAAGGGAAACAGGAGGACAGUACGACGUCCACGACAAUAGUAGAAUCGAAAACGAAUCGAAUCCAUGUUGCCGAUAUUGCCCAAGCAAUUGUCAAUAGCAUGAUGAUGAUGAUGGAGGGUGAAGAUGAAGAACAACGAUCAAAUUCAUCACCAUUUGAGAUUUACAAUCUUUCCGACGACUUGCCGGAACGUCGAUCCAAAGUGAUGGAGUAUGCUUCCAAUUUAUUGACGAAUCGCUUGGGUGAAACAUGGACAACAAGAGCAGCCGAUAGUGAGGAGCUUGGACUGAGUAAUGAUGACGACGACAGCAGCAGUGGCAGUAGUGGAAUUAGUAGCAGAAAGAAGGAUCCUAAAAUGCCCAAAAAGGAAUCUGCUGGAGAAACCAAAUCCAUUCGUCGGACUCGACGGGAACAAGAACCCAAACUCAUCGACAAUCAAAAGCUCAAAAGAACAUUGUUGCCAGAACUUGCAUAUCCAACCUACAAGGAGGGUCUGGAUGCCAUUUUAUUGGAUCCACAGGCGCCUUGGAACCAGAACAAGAAUAGCGAACAACGUUGA
Cylindrotheca closterium is the source of this 1515-nucleotide messenger RNA. Lineage: Eukaryota; Bacillariophyta; Bacillariophyceae; Bacillariales; Bacillariaceae. The record is from the annotation of a GenBank genome assembly.